AUCUUCUCAAGCUCUCCUCUGAUUUUUUUUUCUCUCCCUCUAUGUCUCGCUCAGAGGAAAAACUACACUCUUUACUUUUCCUUUCACCUGCGCACAUUUGAAUCGAACCAAGUUUUAAAAUGAAUGAAGGACUUGACCCCAACUUCACCCAUGUGUUCGACAACUGGACGUUUUCAAACUCUUCCCUGGAGCCCUUCAUACCCAGGAACAACAUCACCUAUGUUGGAUUUUACCUUCAUCAGCCGUCCACGGCCGCCAUCUUCAUCGUGUCCUACCUGCUGAUCUUCUUGGUGUGCAUGGUGGGAAAUGGAGUGGUAUGUUUCAUCGUGCUGAGGAGCAAGAACAUGCGGACCGUCACCAACUUAUUUAUCCUCAACCUUGCUGUUAGCGACCUCCUGGUUGGGAUUUUCUGUAUGCCUACAACACUUCUUGAUAACAUAAUUACAGGAUGGCCAUUUGGGAGCCUGGUUUGCAAAAUGAGUGGCAUGGUUCAAGGCAUCUCCGUGUCAGCCUCUGUCUUCACUCUGGUUGCUAUCGCUGUUGACAGAUUCAGAUGCAUCGUCUACCCAUUCAAGCAGAAGCUGACGAUAUCCACCGCCACCUUGAUCAUCGUCAUUAUCUGGGUCUUGGCCAUAUCGAUCAUGUGUCCCUCGGGUGUCAUGCUGCAAGUGACCAAGGAGCACACCAUCCGGGUCUUACUGGGCUAUGACAACAAAACAACUCCGUUUUACUGGUGCAGGGAGAACUGGCCAAACCAGGAGAUGCGGAAGAUUUACACCACCGUCCUGUUUGCCAAUAUCUACCUUGCUCCUUUGUCGCUCAUCGUGAUCAUGUACGCCCGGAUCGGCAUCACGCUUUUCAAAACAGCCGUUCCAACGGGGGACAAGCCGGGCCACGACAACCGCCACACCGUGUCCAAGAAGAAGCAAAGGGUGAUUAAAAUGCUCCUGAUUGUGGCUUUGCUCUUCAUCCUGUCCUGGCUGCCUCUGUGGACCCUCAUGAUGCUGAGCGACUACGCCAGCCUGACCGAGCAGCAGUACCGAAUCAUCAACAUUUACGUUUACCCCUUCGCCCACUGGCUGGCUUUCUUCAACAGCAGCGUCAACCCCAUCAUCUAUGGUUUCUUCAAUGAGAAUUUCCGGAGAGGGUUUCAGGCUGUGUUCAAGUUUAGCUUGUGCACGGCCGACGGACAGCGGCGGAAAACCUACUCGCACCGGCUGCAGGGGAACUCGGUCCUCCCGGCGAAUCCCCAACCCUCCAUGGAGCCCAUCUCCCUGAACAGCCUGGACAACAACGCCUCGAGGCGACCCAACCACGUCAACGAACAGGACCUGGUCAUGGAGGACCUGGAAAAGGUUUCUCCAAGCAGUGGUGGGGUGACUGCUGUGUCUAUUUUAAGACACCCAUAAAAAAAAAAACACACACUCUUAAAAGGGAAUAAGCAAAGGUAUUACAAUUUCAGGAAACUCUCAAUUCACUCAAAUCGGAAGUGGAGCAUAACUAAGUGUAAGGGUGAUUUGAGUUUUGCAACCUGAUGUUUCCAAGCUAAUUUCAAUACCAACCAGUGAAAAAGGUGAACAAAAAAGGUGAAGAAAAAAUCCAUCUAUUUUUAGACAAAGCUGGCAAAAUAAUAAAAAAACACUCUUGCUGUGCAGUGCAUGGUGAACACUGAGAAUUUAUUUGAGGUGGGUCGAUAUUGCAUUGAUAACAGGCUACCGAGCAGCUUCACGGCAUACUACAAUGUGAAAA
Molecule: messenger RNA, 1749 nt
Organism: Myripristis murdjan (pinecone soldierfish)
Lineage: Eukaryota; Metazoa; Chordata; Actinopteri; Holocentriformes; Holocentridae
Gene: npffr2a
Product: neuropeptide FF receptor 2a
Exons: 4
Coding region: 120-1409 (429 amino acids)
Biological process (GO): G protein-coupled receptor signaling pathway; regulation of MAPK cascade; cellular response to hormone stimulus
Cellular component (GO): plasma membrane
Molecular function (GO): peptide binding; opioid receptor binding; neuropeptide receptor activity
Source: RefSeq, a predicted model, not a curated record